AUGACCUGCCCAAUUUAUGCGUGGGCAUGGAGCUCAAUGACAUUUAGCUGCGAGGAAAAGUUCACGACCUCAUAUACUGCAAUAUUCACACGGACCUCUGUUUUCGGCACUAAUCCUUCAACGACGACGACAACUGUCGCUUUCACGCCCAAUUUCGAUGCUAUCAAUGCGUUUCAAAUAGAAUAUGUGCCGGUAAAGACUUCCAAGGGGUUUAGGAGAAAAAGCCAUGGCUAUGCUUUAAAAACGGCUAAUCUAGAACAUGGACAUCUUCAGAUUACAAUGACGAAUACUUCUAUAUCCACAACAACAGAAGCGACGGCGACAACGACAAUGACAACUGCAACGACAACGACAACGAGUCUGUCUUUGACCACUACUGCGACUUCCGCAUCCAAUAAAAGCGGAAGCACCCUAUCAGGAGGAGCUAUUGCGGGAAUUGUAAUAGGUGUGGUCGCUUUCAUCGCUAUCAUCGCACUGGUUUGGAAUCGAAUAAAACUCAUGGCAUGGGUUCACCAAAAGACGACGCCACGAUCAGAUCGGAUGGAACGAAUAGAAACGAAUAACCUCGACUUCAGUCCAAGUUGGUACCCGAAUGGAAGAAGUGACACGACGUACAAGAGUGAGAUGCUAGUUGAGCCCCCGGAGCUGGAAUCAAGGAGGGCACUUAUAGAGUUACCGGAGCGAGGGCUAUCAGAGUUGAAUUAA
Penicillium taxi is the source of this 705-nucleotide messenger RNA. RefSeq lists its product as uncharacterized. The record is from RefSeq and is a predicted model, not a curated record. Bases 1 to 705 code for a protein of 234 amino acids. The transcript has a single exon. Lineage: Eukaryota; Fungi; Ascomycota; Eurotiomycetes; Eurotiales; Aspergillaceae.